This is a messenger RNA of Closterium sp. Naga37s-1, 2301 nucleotides long. NCBI's taxonomy places the organism in Eukaryota, Viridiplantae, Streptophyta, Zygnematophyceae, Desmidiales, Closteriaceae. The record is from the annotation of a GenBank genome assembly.
AUGGAUGCGGCGACGGUCGUGCUCUUGUCGCAGACGGACCACCACCUGUUCGAGGUGGCGCACCCGCGCCUCGACGUCUUCGACUCGCCGCGCUGCACGCGCCUCGCCACGCAGGCAUGGACGGGCCGGCGACUCGUCGCUCUCGCCGCCGCCUCAAUUGAACCCCGCCUUCGCGAUCCGGAAAUCGCUGCCGUUCACUUCGGCUCUCACGAGGCGCAGCGGCCGUUAGGGUCCGACGUGGCACGGGGCGCCAUUCCGAUCCGGCUGUGCGAGGACGCGUAUCCCGGGUGGAUAUCGGCUGCUGACGUGGCUCAAGGCGCCAUCCGUCGCCUAUCCAUUGGCUUAGAGAGUGCAACGCGAGAGGCAGGCGAUGCGGGGGAUAGGGACAGGCGGAAGGGCGGAGGAGGGGAGUGUGAAGGCGGAGGCAUGGCAGAGAAUGGGGGCAUGGGGGUGGGCGUGGGGGAAGAGGCGGACUUGGCGGGAGAGAGAGAGGCGGCGGUUGCAUUCGCGGAGGCGGCGAGGGCGGAGGGCGAUCGGUACCUGUGGGGCGGCACCACGGGGCCGCACUUCGACUGCAGCGGCCUCGGUGCGUUCCCCUCGCCUCAAUGUGCCGGCCCUCGCCCACGGCGCAGCACGCAGAGAUGUUGGUGCAGCGAGCGUAUGCAUCUACCGGAGUGUGGGUGCCUCGAGAUGCCUUCCAGCAGGUCAGUGCGUGUGGUGCGUGUGCUACCCACUCCACUCACUGGAAGGCACUGCUUCAGGGCCCUUGAGCGCCACCUUGCUCAACUGCUGCACUGCCUGCUUCGCACACCCCUCCCUGCUCUCACACCCCUCCCUGCUCUCACACCCCUCCCUGUUCUCACACCCCUCCCUGUUCUCACACCCCUCCCUGCUCUCACCUCGCUCUGCGCUCACCUCUCUCUACUCUCACCUCUCCCUGCCGUCACGACUGUCUGUUCUCACCCGCCUCUCCGCUCUGCAGGAGGCUUUCUGUCAGCCACCUCUCACCUCACCUGUCCGCCUCUGUGCUGCACGCCGCUUCCCACACCCUACCACCUCCCCCUUGCACACCUCCCCCUGCACACCUCCCCCUUGCGCACCUCCCCCUUGCGCACCUCCCCCUUGCGCACCUCCCCCUUGCGCACCUCCCCCUGCACACCUCCCCCUGCGCACCUCCCCCUUGCGCACCUCCCCCUGCACACCUCCCCCUGCGCACCCCCCCCUGCGCACCCCCCCCUGCGCACCUCCCCUUGCGGCGCACCUCACACCGCACAGCACCUCAAUCAUGCAUCGCCACUCUGCUGUCACACCCACUUCCUUGGGGUGUUUUUCGGCACCACACGUGCCACACAUGUCGGCAUCGUCACCUGCACCAAGCACCACCGCCACCCACACCACCACACUCCACCACUCCGUACCAGAUCCAGCCCCUCCCACACACGUGACAGCAUCCCCUCCCACGUGCUUCACAGCAGCCCAUCACCCGUGCGGCACAUGGUGCAGGUGGCGUUCAUGCACAGCUCGGGGCGCGAUGACGGGCACGACGGCAUCGUCUCUGACUGCCUGCGCCUGCUGCUGCUCUGCCCUCCGCUUUGCGCUCAACUGACUUGUGGCGACGCGCGUGUGUUGAGGGAGCAUGCCCAUGGCUCGGGUGACGCGUGUGUGUGCUGCCUUGGUGCGAGCAGCAAGGAGGGGUUGGGAGAGGAGCAAGAGUGCAUGAGUGUAGAGGGAGGCAGCAGGGCGUGUGGGGCAGGCGAGGCAGGGGAGUGGAAGGUGGUGACGCGGUUGCACGUGGGCAGCAGGGAGGUGGGGGAGCAGGGGGGGGUGGGGGAGCAGAGGGAGGUGGGGGAGCAGGGGGGGGUGGGGGAGCAGGGGGGGGUGGGGGAGCAGAGGGAGGUGGGGGAGCAGGGGGAGGUGGGGGAGCAGGGGGAGGUGGGGGAGCAGGGGGAGGUAGGGGAGCAGGGGGAGGUGGGGGAGCAGGGGGAGGUGGGGGAGCAGGGGGAGGUGGGGGAGCAGGGGGGGGAUGCCAGUAUCCAGGCCGCCGUGGAGGGCGGGCAGGGGCACAGGUGGGAGGGAGGGAUGACGCUGGUGCCAACGCACACUGCAGGCAGUGAGGACGCGGUUUUGGCAGAGGGAGGGGAGGGCGCAGCAGAGUGGGGGAAGGGCGUGGAGGUGCAUGCGCGGGGCAGGGUGGCGGCGCACUAUGGCGCCCAGCUGAGAGGCUUCGGGCGCGUGCUGCACGCCCUGCCACCGUCGCUUGCUCACAUCCCCCCCCACCUCGUGCUGCCCCUUCAGGUGUAG